AUGGAAGACAAUUCAAAGCGUCCAAUAUCGGACACUGUUUUGGGAGAGUCGCGCAAAAAAGGAAAAGCUGACAUGCCUAACGAAGGAAAGCAAUCCUGCUUGAGCGAUUUGUCCUCGACUGCAGGCGUUCGAACUGCUAGCAGGACACAAGACGCGCCCGAUCCUCUUGCAAACGUUACGGAACGAUUCGAAUGCCUAAGCCUUCGAGAGACUUGUGACUCUAAAGGAGACAGCGAGCUGGAAGCGGAGCUGGCAACAGGCCUGUUGAGAAUCGUCACUGAAACGCCUCAUAGCAACCCGUUGGCAUCAAGCUUGCCACAAGGACUAUCCAAUCGAGUAUGCAUGAUCGGCCUGGAUCCUCGACCAUGGGCUGUAGAGUCAGUAAGGAUUCAGCCCAGUAUCCACGUGGAGUACAUACGAUUCCAUCGCCGAGCCGAAUGCGAUAUUAUAUGGGGCAGGCUGCCGACAUACGAUCUGAUCAUACUGUUCGAUGCUGAGCUGUGGCAGGGCCAACCCUCUGAGUUCAUCACAAGAGCCUGUCGACAACUAAAUCCAGGUGGCGUUAUUGAGAUAUACGGAUUAGGAACAGCUUGCUUCAAGAUCAGCUCACGGAUGGAGGUGAAGGUAAAAGCAACGGCGGAUUCCGGGUCAAAUGGCCAUCUGCCCGGGAAGCCACGUACUUGGGAGAAAGCCCUCAACGCCACUGGUAGCGAAAAUACUGUCACUCAAGUCGAAUUCACGUUGAAACACGGCAAUGUUUUUCCGGGAGCAGAGAGCUGGCAGGAUAAGGAGAACCUGCAAUGGUUUUUGGGCUAUGUGAAGGCUUCAAAAGUGCCAUUAUCCGAGCAAGAAAUGCGGAUGCUACAGGACGACACUGUCACUGGCGCCAUCAAGCACUUUGUCAUCAGGGGGAAGACCAGGCUCCCCGAGGCUGAGAAUACCGCGACGGCUUCGACUUUGUCUCUGGUCGGCACCUGGAGUUUACUGUCGUAUGCAGCAUAUCACACGGCCAAUUCGACGGAUGUGGUGUAUCCGAUGGGUAAAGAUUGCACCGGUCGACUCAUCUAUACUCAGGACAGCUUCAUGAGCGUGAUGAUACAAUCCGAAAACGUGCCGUCAUAUCAACAAUCGUGGCUCGCUGGGACUACCACAGAAUAUGCCACCGCGGCAGCGAGUACCCUCUCUUAUUCCGGUACUUACGAACUUGGUUCUCAACAAGGCGACGAUGGAAAAGUGCUUCACCGUAUCCGAGAAAGCAUUCCGCCCAAUUGGAGAAAUUCGACUCAGGAGAGGUUGAGAGAGUUUUCGCUGGAAGACGGACGUGUAAUAUUGACUCUAGGCCCGGAAGAGGUCGUCGAGAUGGACGGAGAACCACGGAUUUUGCGCUUAAGGUGGGAGAGAAUGGAGCAGAGGAAAGGGAGCGAGGCCGCUUUAAUCUGGCACGUGACGGAGCAUCGGAGGCACCCGGCCGAGCACGGAAGAGCAUCGAGGGAGCUACGGCAGAGUACGGGGAACGCCGGGGGAGUACUGAGGGAGCACGCCCGAGCACUGCGCGAGCCACAGGGAGCGCUUGCCCUGAUGCAGAUCUAUAGAAGCCAGUUCGGGCUUAGGUGCCCUUUUGGGUCCUCGGCUACAAUUGCUUAG
This is a messenger RNA of Exophiala xenobiotica, 1644 nucleotides long. RefSeq lists its product as uncharacterized. The record is from RefSeq and is a predicted model, not a curated record. Bases 1 to 1644 code for a protein of 547 amino acids. NCBI's taxonomy places the organism in Eukaryota, Fungi, Ascomycota, Eurotiomycetes, Chaetothyriales, Herpotrichiellaceae. The transcript is spliced from 2 exons.